Molecule: messenger RNA, 2706 nt
Organism: Epinephelus lanceolatus (giant grouper)
Lineage: Eukaryota; Metazoa; Chordata; Actinopteri; Perciformes; Serranidae
Cellular component (GO): nucleoplasm
Source: RefSeq, a predicted model, not a curated record
UUGAAGGGGGCGGGACCUGUGAACAAGGGGGCAGUGGGGGCAGGAGGGUGUAGGGUUGAAGGGGCGGGGCUUGUCCGCAGCCUCGUCCGUCCGUCACCUCCAAAAAUAACCUGCAGUCCGAUACCAGCUCUCUCUCUCUCUUUAUGUCUCUGUUUAUCUCUAUGUCGAUCCUCUGUCUGUGCUCUGUUACUGACACCCCGCCUCUUUCUCUCUCUCUCUGGAUGAGCAGCCAGUCGGUGUUGAUCGUCCAGACGAUCUGGAGCACUGUGGGACCUGAACCUCCUGAACUGGCUCUUACAGAUCAAAGACCCGAAGAGCUCUGGACAAACAGAAACUUUAAACCAUGAACAACAGACUGGACCAAAGAGGAGGAGGAGGUGGAGCAGCAGCAGCAGGAGGAGGAGGAGGAGGAGGAGAGAGGGAGUUCUUCCUCAGCACUCACCGCUGCCCUGAAGUCGACCUGCUGCCACAUCACAGCUGUCAGACACAGAUUCCUCCACCAUGUUCAGUAGUUCCUGCAGAGACAAGCCGUGAUGUCACCUGUCAAGGUCAGUCUGAGGAAAAUUACCUGGACAUCUCCUCCACCUGCCACUCUAAAGAAGAGGAGGAAGAAGAAAAGGAGGUAAAGGUGGAGGAGGAUGAAGAAGGGAGCGUCAGCGACUGGUCGGAGGAAGACCUCUCCCUCCACUUCUCUCCGUCUGUCAUCCUCCCGUCAGACGAGGAAGAGUCCAAUCCAGAAAGCGGCUUCGAGUGUAUUGACGUCACCAUGGAAACACAGGUAAAAGGUUCAGAGGGGGAGGGGCAAAAAAUGGUCCCAAAACGAUUGAUUCAACUGAAGAAGAAAAACAACAACGCUGAAAACAACACUGAGAAACUGCAGGUGAUACUGAAGGACGGACCUGCUGAAGGGGGAGGAGCUUACAGUGAGGUGUCAGCCAAUGAACUGCUCUGUCCUACCAUCCAUCGCUGCCCUGACCUGUUGCUACGGCAACACAGUAUGCCCGCCUCCCUCCACACGCACUCGACCACCAGCAGUGACGUUGAAAGCUACAGGGUCUACAGGGGCCUGGUGGGAGGGGCCAGUCCAGGAUUUGCUGUCGGAGAUGUUGGAAUGUCGCCGAGGCAGCGACUGCAGAAGUCAUUCUCUUUGGAUGAAACCAAAACAAAAAUGGCAUCCUCCAUCAUUAAGAGCGUUCUGUCAAAGAAGAUGCAGGUGGAGCAAAACACCUGGAAAACCUCCGACCUGCAGAAGAAACCUGAGAUGGGCCUCCAUCAGCAGGGGAGGGAGGGGGGAGGAGGAGGCGUGUCUAAAGCUCCAGUUCACAUGAUCAGAGAUGUGAGGAGUUUACUUAAAAACACCUACAGCCUGUCAUUCUCCACAACAACAACACAUGACAAUAACAACCAGACAUCAAAUUUCAAGUUGAUCACUCAGCAGGACAGCCCCCCCCCCACCUACCAGCAGGCGGUGGGGGUCAAAGAUUCACUGAAUGCCCGAGGACAUGUCACCAAGGUUACUGCAGCUCUCAGCCAAUCACAGGACAGGGAUCAGAGCAACAGACUCAGUCAACAAAGACGCGGCAGCGAGCCAAUGAUAAGAGAGGCGGAUGAUGUCACCUGGCCUGUCAGCAGCGACCAAUCAGGGAGAACCGGAGGUGUGAGUCACCAGGCUGGGACCUCCCUCCCCCCCUCAGUGUUUGUCCCACCCCCACCUCCCUCCUCCCUCAGACACCCCCAGGGGACCAAGCCUCCACCCUCCACCCAGGAUCAGGAUCUGGUCCUGGGGUUAGUGUCUCAGUCUGCCCCAAAAACCUCGCACCAAAUCCUACACCCAUGUUUCUACACCCCCUCCACCCUGCCGGUUUCCCCCCCCACCCUGCAGCCCCCCUCUGCCCUGCCAGUCUUCCCCCCCACCCUGCAGCCUUUCUCUGCCCUGCCGGUCUUUGCCCCCACCCUGCAGCCCCACCCGGAGAGAGUGAGCUUCAUCCGGACCGAGCUGCGGGCGGUUCCUCCGCUUCGCCUACUGAAGAGGUCUGAGGAGAACUGGUUGACUGGGAGCACUUCCGACCACCUGGACGCCUUCAUCAGGACCAGGACUGCAAGAGACCAUGACAACAACAGCAACACAGUGACACCUGCAUCACAGGAGCAACAUGAGCAACACAAGCAACAUGAGCAACAGCAACCUCAACAGCAACUUCAGCAGCAGCAGUUUCUGUGCAGCCUUCAGGGUUUCUUACCUGCACAGGUGGGCAGUGACUUCCUCAUCGAAAUCCCAGGUGCUGUUGCAGCACCUAGGGCCCUCCUCAGUAGCCCCGCCCCCCAUGGUGGUCCCGCCCCCAUACACAUGAUGCUAGAACCGAAAAGUGGGCAGUACUUCUACGUGGAUGCGCCCCCACCACCUCAGAGGAAAAUGCUGCUGGAUCCAGAAACUGGUCAGUACAUCCAGGUGUUCCUACCUGCAGCCAGAUCCGCCCCCAACACCGGCGUGUUCCCAGUGCACUGCGCAAACUCCACCCCCACUGUGACGCAAGUUUCACCCGCCAUGGUAAACCCCUCCCCCACCAUCCUGUCAGUGAUGCAGUUCCAGCCGACGGUUGCCAUCUCCUCUCUGUACGCACCACCCUGCCUCCCAUCCACACUGCACCGACCAUCAGUGAACUUCUCCCAUACAGCACCGUGAUGACAUCAUCAUCUCCAUGCAGA